Molecule: messenger RNA, 1374 nt
Organism: Phalaenopsis equestris
Lineage: Eukaryota; Viridiplantae; Streptophyta; Magnoliopsida; Asparagales; Orchidaceae
Product: putative kinase-like protein TMKL1
Exons: 2
Biological process (GO): protein phosphorylation
Molecular function (GO): ATP binding; protein kinase activity
Source: RefSeq, a predicted model, not a curated record
AUCGGCUCCAUGGCUGGAGCCGUUAUUCUCGCCUCGGCAACCAUUGGGUGGGUGCAGGGGAGGAAACGGAGGAACAUAUCGAGAGGAAUAGAGGAGGAUGAGAUGGAGAUGCAAGAAAAGGGGAACAACAAUGGCGAUGGAAAGCUGGUUGUUUUUGAGGGAGGCGAGCAUCUAACUCUUGAGGACGUUCUUAACGCCACCGGUCAAGUGGUGGAAAAGACGAGCUAUGGAACGGUAUACAAAGCUAAGCUCGCUGAUGGCGGCAACAUUGCUCUGCGCCUACUCAGGGAAGGAACCUGUAAGGAUCUGUCUUCUUCUUCCCCUGUAAUACGUCAGCUCGGCCGUGUCCGCCAUGAAAAUCUCGUUCCUUUAAGAGCUUUCUACCAUGGGAAGAGGGGAGAGAAGCUCUUGAUCUACGAUUACCUCUCAAGCAGAACUCUCCACGACCUUCUCCACGAUACCAGACCAGGAAGACCUGCAUUGAACUGGGCGAGGAGGCACAAGAUAAUCCUUGGCGUCGCUAGGGGACUAGCAUACCUCCAUGGAGGUACUGAAACUCCCAUCACUCACGGCGCAGUUCGAUCAAAGAACAUCAUCGUUGAUGAUUUCUUCGUGUCGAGGCUAACGGAAUACGGUCUCGAUAAGAUCAUGAUCCCUUCCAUUGCUGAUGAGAUGGUUGCUUCAGCAAAAGCAGAGGGCUACAAGGCGCCGGAAUUGCAGAAGAUGAAGAAAAGCAAUUCGAGAACUGAUGUCUACGCAUUUGGUAUACUUCUGCUUGAAAUUUUGAUAGGGAAGAAGCCGGGGAAAGGAGCUCGGCCCGGGGAGUGGAUCGACUUGCCGGCAUUGGUGAAGGUGGCGGUGCUCGAGGAGACGACAAUGGAUGUGUUUGAUAUAGAGGUGCUUAAGGGUAUAAGGAAUGCAUCCGAUGAAGGGAUCGUGCAGGCGUUGAGAUUGGCGAUGGGGUGUUGUGCUCCGGUCGCUUCGGCGAGGCCGGACAUGAAUGAGGUUGUGAGGAUUUUGGAGGAGAACCGGCCGAGGAACAGGUCGGCCCUUUAUAGCCCGGCCGACACCACGAGUGAGAUUGGUACACCAUUCUGACGAGCUUGUGAGCUUGCCAUUGAUCUUUGGUACAAGUUUCAGAGGUAAAAAGGUGAUGAUUUGAAUUCAAAUCCUUUUUCAUCUUUUCUUAUAGCUGUGGUGGAGCACUUAAUUUAUGGCUAUUUUGAUAUAAAAAUCAUAAAUUUAGUCUAAAAAAAGAAUGUUUUUAGCUAAUUGUUGCUUAAUUUGAGAUAUAGGUGUAGGGUGGUUGCUAGCCUUAAGUGUAAUUGAAGCCAUGGUUAUGCAAAAGAUUAAUUAAGAUAAUUCAAUGUAACA